AUGGGCGUGAAAGACAUUCUCUCCCGCAAAACUGGUGUCAUUGUUGGUGAUGAUGUCCUUCGUCUCUUCCAGCAUGCCCAGGAGAAGGUCUUUGCUAUCCCUGCCAUUAACGUGACCUCCUCUUCCGCCGUUGUGGCCGCUCUCGAGGCUGCCCGUGACAAAAACUCCCCUAUCAUCCUGCAAGUGUCCCAGGGUGGGGCUGCUUUCUUUGCCGGGAAGGGCGUUCCCAAUGGAAAUCAGGAGGCCUCUGUUGCCGGAGCCAUCGCUGCAGCUCACUACAUCCGAAGCAUUGCCCCUUCUUAUGGCAUCCCAGUCGUUCUCCACACCGACCACUGUGCCAAGAAGCUGCUGCCUUGGUUGGAUGGCAUGCUUGAUGCGGAUGAACGCUACUUCAAGCUCCAUAAGGAGCCUCUCUUCUCCAGCCACAUGAUCGAUCUGUCUGAGGAGAGCGUCGAAUGGAACAUUGAGACUACUGCCAAGUACCUCAAGCGUGCUGCCCCCAUGAAGCAAUGGCUGGAGAUGGAAAUCGGCAUCACUGGCGGUGAAGAAGACGGCGUCAACAACGAAUCCGUCGACAACAACUCCCUCUACACCCAGCCAGAAGACAUCUACACAAUCUACAAGACCCUCUCGGCCAUCAGCCCCUACUUCUCCAUCGCCGCCGGCUUUGGCAAUGUGCACGGCGUCUACAAGCCCGGCAACGUCAGGCUGCACCCGGAACUCCUCUCCAAGCACCAAGCCCACGUCAAAGAGAAGACCGGCUCCUCCAAGAACAAGCCCGUCUACCUCGUCUUCCACGGCGGCUCCGGCUCCACCAAGGCCGAGUUCAAAGAAGCCAUUAGCUACGGUGUUGUCAAGAUUAAUUUGGAUACAGACCUGCAGUAUGCAUACCUUUCCGGCGUGAGAGAUUUUGUCCUGAAGAAGAAGGAUUAUCUGAUGAGUGCUGUUGGGAAUCCUGAGGGUGAGGAUAAGCCCAAUAAGAAGUAUUUUGAUCCCCGCGUAUGGAUUCGGGAGGGUGAGAAGACAAUGUGUGCUAGAGUUCAGGAGGCGUUUGAUGAUUUUAAUACUUCUAACCAGUUGUAG
Molecule: messenger RNA, 1083 nt
Organism: Paracoccidioides brasiliensis Pb18
Product: fructose-bisphosphate aldolase 1
Exons: 4
Coding region: 1-1083 (360 amino acids)
Biological process (GO): glycolytic process; gluconeogenesis
Cellular component (GO): cytosol
Molecular function (GO): fructose-bisphosphate aldolase activity; zinc ion binding
Source: RefSeq, a predicted model, not a curated record